AUGGCUUGCGCCGCUGCUCGGAGCCCUGCUGACCAGGACAGGUUCAUAUGUAUCUACCCUGCUUAUUUGAAUAACAAGAAGACCAUCGCCGAGGGAAGGCGCAUCCCUAUAAAUAAGGCUGUUGAAAAUCCCACCGCUACAGAGAUUCAGGAUGUAUGUGUAGCAGUUGGACUUAAUGCAUUUCUUGAGAAAACCAAAAUGUACUCUAGAGAGUGGAAUCGAGACAUGCAGUAUAGGGGUAGAGUCCGGGUGCAGCUCAAGCAGGAAGAUGGCAGCCUCUGUCUUGUACAGUUUCCAUCACGUAAGUCAGUAAUGUUGUAUGCAGCGGAAAUGAUUCCUAAACUAAAAACAAGGACACAAAAAACAGGAGGUGGUGACCAGAGUCUUCAGCAAGGAGAGGGAAGUAAAAAAGGAAAAGGAAAAAAGAAGAAGUGA
Elephantulus edwardii (Cape elephant shrew) is the source of this 435-nucleotide messenger RNA. It is a transcript of the gene SRP19, whose product is annotated as signal recognition particle 19kDa. Gene Ontology annotation, molecular function: 7S RNA binding. Gene Ontology annotation, cellular component: signal recognition particle, endoplasmic reticulum targeting. The coding region runs from base 1 to 435 and encodes 144 amino acids. The transcript has 5 exons. The record is from RefSeq and is a predicted model, not a curated record. Lineage: Eukaryota; Metazoa; Chordata; Mammalia; Macroscelidea; Macroscelididae. Gene Ontology annotation, biological process: SRP-dependent cotranslational protein targeting to membrane; SRP-dependent cotranslational protein targeting to membrane, signal sequence recognition.